AUGGUACUUACAGUCCACCACCUCGGCAUCUCGCAAAGCGAGCGUAUCCUCUUCCUCUGCGAAGAGCUAGCAAUCGACUACAAAAUCAUUCACCACACGCGCGACCCAAUCGGGGCUCCUGAAUCCCUCAAAAGCGUUCCCGGAAACUCCACCGGCAAAGCACCCUUCAUCGAAGACCCAGAAGCCGGUAUCACAAUGUCCGAAAGCGCCGCGAUCUGUGACUACCUCCUCGCCAAGAACGCCGCAGGAGAACUAGGAAGCCAGAAUCUCGAGAAGAAUCUCGAGAAGAAUCUCGCGAAAUCCUAUGGCGAGCCCGGAUACAUUGACUUCGUCUACUGGUACCAUUUCUCGAACGGCACAUUGCAGGCGAUGUUGACUCGCUUCACCUUUUUCGAGAUCGGGCAGAUCCCUGAAGACAACGCGGCGCAGAAGUUCUCCAUGCUUGGCCUGCACGAGACGCUCAGGGUUAUGGACGAGCGGCUCAAGAACAGCAAGUGGCUCGCUGGAGAGGACUUUACGGUCGCAGAUAUCAUGAGCGUGUACUCCCUUACAUCGAAACGGUACUUUGGGCCGCUGGUCAGCUACAAGGACUACCCAAACAUCGUGAGGUACUUGAAAGACAUUGGGGAUAGGCCGGCGUACCAAAAAGCUAUGGAGAAGGGCGACCCGCAGAUGAAGCUGUUGUUAGGCGCGGAACCACCGGGAAAGACACUGAUACAGGCUGGUGGUGUGGAGUCGGAUUUCUGGAGGAAGGAGAGCCAUAUAUAA
Molecule: messenger RNA, 768 nt
Organism: Didymella exigua CBS 183.55
Lineage: Eukaryota; Fungi; Ascomycota; Dothideomycetes; Pleosporales; Didymellaceae
Product: putative glutathione S-transferase
Exons: 1
Coding region: 1-768 (255 amino acids)
Source: RefSeq, a predicted model, not a curated record